This is a messenger RNA of Meleagris gallopavo (turkey), 2867 nucleotides long. It is a transcript of the gene BTG2, whose product is annotated as BTG anti-proliferation factor 2. The record is from RefSeq and is a predicted model, not a curated record. Lineage: Eukaryota; Metazoa; Chordata; Aves; Galliformes; Phasianidae. Gene Ontology annotation, cellular component: cytoplasm; nucleus. Gene Ontology annotation, biological process: negative regulation of cell population proliferation.
GUCUCCGGGCUGCUGCGGACGCGGGGCUGCGUCAGCGAGCAGCAGCUGCAGGUCUUCAGCGGAGCGCUGCGGGAGGCGCUCGCAGAGCACUACAAACACCACUGGUUUCCUGAGAAGCCGUUCAAAGGCUCUGGGUACCGCUGCAUCCGGAUCAAUCACAAAAUGGACCCCAUUAUCAGCAAGGCAGCUAGCCAGAUCGGACUCAGCCUCCCGCAGCUCUACCAGCUCCUCCCCAGCGAGCUCACACUCUGGGUGGACCCCUAUGAGGUCUCGUACCGCAUUGGUGAGGACGGCUCCAUCUGUGUCUUGUAUGAAGCGACAGCAGCCAAGCCUGUGAGCUCCUAUGGGAUGCUUACCUGUAAGAACCAGAUGAUGUUAGGUCGCACUAGCCCUUCGAAGAACUACAUCAUGACUGUCUCCAGCUAAAUACUCCUCUUGUCCUUACACUGCCAAGACAUGGGCUACUGUAUACCUCACCCGAGGAUCUAUUUUUAAAAUGAAGAGCUAUUUAUAUUUUUUAAGAAAAUCCAGGAAAAAUUAAAAUAUCGGGCACUGCUUCAGACAGAAGCAGUGUUUUUAGGUGCCUUUUCUUAAAAGCUGUUGCAGGCUUGAGGUUUUUAUUAUGAAGCUGAUAUCUACCUAAUUAGUGUUGGAUGGCAAUUUUGGUGAGCUGGCUUGCUCACUGGGCAGCUUGGAAUGAAGGAAGAGGGGGAGGAGGCCAGCUGGGAAGUGUGGCUGGUGACAGGACCUGAGUGUCACCUCCUUUCCAUCCUGGUACCCAGCAGUACUGCGGUGUCACCAAGCAUUGCAGCCCUGUUAAGGAAGGGAUGAGCGAGUUACUGCAUUUCCUUCACUAACUCAUGGCCAAGCUGGUCUGACCUCUCUGGGGAUGGUGUUUGGUAACCCCAAGGGCUGGGUGGUGCUGGGAACCGUGGGAUUCCUGUGCAGUGGAGGUUCCCAAUACUGUAUAUACUGUGGUGGCACCCAGUGCUAUUUGUUCCUGGUGCUGCCCAGCACCUGGCUGUCACCACAGCUUGCUGCUCGCUGGGGGGGCUGCUGCAGGCCCUGACCAGCACUGAGCUGUGAGGCCUUCCUCCUCCAGCGGGUUCAGACAUCAGCCCAUGCCCUGCAGCUGCGUCCCCUCUUGUGUGUAAAAGUUGCCUAAUCCAAUGCUGAUACUGCUCUACAUCACUUCUCUGGAAGAGCUGAAGCAACUCGCCUUGUGCCCUAGAAGUUGGUGUGUAAGUUCCCCUCUUGCCCUCUCUCUUUAAAUCUAAAAGUAUUGGGAGAUUCUUCCCCUGCACUUGUGGCUGCCUGGGGUUGGUGUCCAUGUUGCUUUUAAAUUCACAUCUUUUCCUCCCUUCCUUCCUCCCCUGGGUGCUCAGCAAGUGGCUGAGCCUUGGAGCUGUCCCAGCUGAGACCUCAAAGGGGCAGUGUCUGGUUCUGGCUUCUUGGUACCUGUUUUGCACAAUGUCCAGCCCCUUCACCUCCUGAAGCAGAGCUCCUCACUGUCCCGCUGGUACUUUGUGUUCAGGGUUUGGUUCCCUCCCCACCCGCAGAAGCCAGAGGGCUGAAAAUGCUGCCCCAAACACUGCCUGUUGGGGAAUGAGCCUUCACCAGCAUGAGAUCCAUUGCCUUUCUUGGAACCAGCUGGUGCUCCUCUAGUGAUCCCAGUAGAAGUGAUGGGGAAAUUCAGGGUAUUGAUGUGGCCUGUUCUAAUGAAACUUCCUCAGAUCUGUUUUGCAGAACACUUUUAUUUUAACCUUCCUCCUUCCUGAGCUAGCAGCUGACUGGCAUCCCGCAGCUGCUCUUUCCCAGCCUUGGGUUCAAGUUCUCAGACAAUUGUGCAAUAUAUUUCAAAACCAUGGAUGCUCUGGGAGAGGAAGGAAGCCUCCUGCUGCUUGGCUUUUUUCUCAAUACAUGAAAACAGAGAAGUGCAGCUCCCCAACUUUGACUACUACUUACAUGGGAAAACUUACAGAUUCCUGUAGCAGUUUCAAAUCAUGAUUUCCUGAACUGGAAAACCAGCGUUUUGAUUAAAUGUUGUUACUUUGUCCUUGAGCAGUAUGAGGCGGUGGCUCUGGAGUUGCAUCACUUCAGUUCCUCACAGCAGUGAAGCAGAAGCUGAACUGAAGCGCUGGGACUUUUCCCCUGGUGCAAUAGGUGACAUCAUCAAGAGGGGAGCACUUGGGAACUUCCAAAAAACAAGUUCCCUUUUCAGAGGAGAAAGCAUCAGGGUGCUCUCUGGAGUCCUUGCUUCAAAUCUGCUUGUGUGGGAACUGCAGUGUGCUCAGGAUAAAUGCUGUUUGCUUUGGUCCUUGUGGCUGGGUGUGGGCUUCCCUGGGCUUUAAUGUCUGCCUCCCUGUUACUGUUCCCUCCUUCUUAGCAGAAAAGAACUUCAGAGGAACAGCCCACACCAAAGGAACAUGCUAUUGUUGCACUUAAACUGUGCUCCUGCUUCUAACACAAAAGCAGCCACGUCCCAUUCCUUGUCCCUGGCGUGGAGGAGCCUCACCUUCAAGUGUCUUGUUAGCUUCAAGCCCAGUGAAAUUCAGGUGCAACCCCUUCCUCUUGUAGCUGGUUCCUUGUAAAAGCUGUGAAUUACUGUGCUGUUGCCUUCUUGCCUACAAGCCUGAAUGGUGUGUUUUCAGAAGGUGUUUGGGAGCUGGGGGGGUUUCUCUCACUGUUUAAACAAAGCUGGACUGUUGACCGGGACCUGCUUUUUUUUAUUGGGUGGAUGUGGUGGGAAGUUUGUAAGCUACCAUGGAGGAAGAAAUGGAUGGUUACUAAUUGUACAGUAGUGUUUUUAUAUACAGAGUGUACAGAUUGUUAUGCUUUUGUUACUUUAAUAAAAACGUAGCAGCGUU